This is a messenger RNA of Penaeus indicus, 504 nucleotides long. RefSeq lists its product as uncharacterized. NCBI's taxonomy places the organism in Eukaryota, Metazoa, Arthropoda, Malacostraca, Decapoda, Penaeidae. The record is from RefSeq and is a predicted model, not a curated record. The transcript is spliced from 2 exons. The coding region runs from base 1 to 504 and encodes 167 amino acids.
AUGUGUGUCAAUGAAAGAGAUGGUGAUGGACGUGUUUAUAUGGAAAACAUCGAAAUCAAGAAAGUCCAAGAAUUUAAAUAUCUGGGGUCAACAAUGGACAGAGAUGGAGACAUUCACACGGAAGUUAGCAAGAGACUACAGUCAGGUUGGAAAGGGUGGAGAAAAGUCUCUAGCAUCCUAUGUGACAGAAAUAUGUCUACAAAGAUCAAGGGCAAGGUAUACAGAACUUGCGUACGACCAGCCAUUAUGCACGGCCUAGAAACAAUCCCCCUCACGAAAGUUGCUGAAAGCAAAAUGGAGGUAGCAGAGAUGAGAAUGCUGCGUUUCUCGCUGGGGCUGACGAGGUUAAAUAGGGUCCCAAACGCGGAAGUUAGAAAGCAGCUGCAAACUAGAAGAUUUGGGGAUAAGCUAAGAGAAAGUAGGCUGAGGUGGUUCGGGCAUGUAAAGAGGAGACCAGAGGACUACGAUAACAAAGACCGCGUGUCAAGCCUCAAUGUAUAUUAG